UUAUUGUAGUAUUGUGUUGCGGGGUUGCGGUGCUUCAUGUUAUACAUGUAGGGUAGUAGGAAUUUGCUUAGUAACUGAUGCUUACAAAUUUUUGUAUUUUUUUUUUCUUUUCGUGGUUAAAAUUUGUAUAACUGCUGUUUAUCACAUGCUGUCACCCCCGUGACCCUUCUGCUUUCGUUUCAAUUGUAUAUAGUGAAUUAUGUCGAACCUUACAAAACUUGAAUUUGCGGCCCUUGAUAUUACUGGAAAGAACUAUCUGUCUUGGGUGCUAGACGCUGAAAUUCACCUAGAUGCAAAAGACCUUGGUGAUACAAUCAAAGCAGGAAAUAAAGCAACAAGUCAAAACAAAGCUAAGGCUAUGAUAUUUCUUCGCCACCACCUCCAUGAAGGUCUUAAGAUUGAGUACUUGACUGUGAAAGAUCCACAAGUCCUUUGGAGUAAUCUAAAGGAAAGGUAUGACCACCAGAAAACUGUAAUACUACCCAAAGCUCGUUAUGACUGGUUACAUUUAAGACUACAAGACUUUAAGUCUGUAAGUGAAUAUAACUCAGCUAUGUUCAGAAUUACUUCACAGUUGAAAUUAUGUGGAGAGAAAAUCACUGAUGCAGAAAUGCUAGAGAAAACAUACACUACCUUUCAUGCGAAUAAUGUUGUCCUGCAGACACAAUACCGUGAAAAGGAAUUUAAGAAAUAUUCUGAACUUAUAUCUUGUCUCCUUGUGGCUGAGCAAAAUAAUGAGCUACUGAUGAAAAAUCAUGAAUCACGUCCAACUGGUUCUGCUCCAUUCCCUGAAGCGAAUGCGACAUCCCAUAAUGGGAAAGAAAAAUAUCAUGCCAACAAUCGUGGACGUGGACGUGGACAUGGUCGAGGUCGUGGACGUGGACGUGGAUACGGAUAUGGUCGAGGCCGAGGCCGAGGUAGUUAUUUCCAGAAUUCAUAUUCCCACCAGAAGGGGGACAAUAAAGAUGAUAACAAACAAGAGAAAGAUAAAAAUGAGAACGUGACCAAUGUAUGUUACAGAUGUGGAGGAAAAGGUCAUUGGUCUCGUACGUGUCGUACACCAAAACACUUGGUUGACCUCUAUCAACAAUCAUUGAAGCAAAAGGGAAAGAAAGUAGAAACAAAUCUUGUGUACGAAGAUGGCGAAGGUGAUUUUGAUUGUGGCAAUACAACUCACCUGGAAGUUGCUGAUUUCUUCACCACCCCUGAAGGAAAUAAUUAA
This is a messenger RNA of Beta vulgaris subsp. vulgaris (sugar beet), 1222 nucleotides long. RefSeq lists its product as uncharacterized. The transcript has a single exon. Gene Ontology annotation, molecular function: nucleic acid binding; zinc ion binding. The record is from RefSeq and is a predicted model, not a curated record. Bases 200 to 1222 code for a protein of 340 amino acids. NCBI's taxonomy places the organism in Eukaryota, Viridiplantae, Streptophyta, Magnoliopsida, Caryophyllales, Amaranthaceae.